Molecule: messenger RNA, 561 nt
Organism: Pestalotiopsis fici W106-1
Lineage: Eukaryota; Fungi; Ascomycota; Sordariomycetes; Amphisphaeriales; Sporocadaceae
Exons: 2
Coding region: 1-561 (186 amino acids)
Source: RefSeq, a predicted model, not a curated record
AUGGCAUCUGGUUUUGGCCCAGAUGGACAGGCUGCUUAUAAAACAAAGAAGCACGUUCUCCCGUUCCAGGACCACACCGGCAAUCCGGCGGUCUGGCGUGGGCGGGCAACAAAUCCUCUUCCGCGCCUUUAUUGCUACGCCAUCUACUUCACUCACACUAGCAUCACCUCGGAUCUUGUGAAUGCUGAGCAAGUAUAUGCGACAGUGACCGACGACCCGAUAUACGGCUGUAGCGGCGUUGAAUAUCGUCUGGAUCUCUUCAACGACCAGAUUGAGCUCGUGUCCACAAACGGGGGCCCCACCGGCAGACUUCCCGGACCUGUAUCGUCAUAUGUCCAGGAUCCAGUCCAGCAUGGCUACCACAGUCUCAUUUACAUGUUUGAUAAAGCCGCCUGGCCGGGCGACGAUCAGCUCAUAGUACGCGUCGAAUUCGAUCCACUAAGCAAGGCAGGAUACGAGGCAGACAGCAAGGAUCCGGAGGAUCCUCAGGGAGCCAGAUGUUCUCCCAAGGAAACAUGUCACAGUAGAGGCAUUCAAUCCAAAGAGUCCGGGAUACGAUAG